AUGAUGAGAAAAAGCUCAGCACCACCUUGUUAUCUGCACAUGACCUCUCCUGAGGCAUGUGUGGCACAAAAUAAAUUAGGAAAAAAGAAGGACAGAUUAAACAAGGGCCCGGGAGUUCUGCAUUUGAAAGCAGAACUUCAGGACAGGGACACUUUCCAAAGAACCAUUUCAGGCAAAGGUCACAUGUACGCAUAUAAAAUCAUUCCUGAAAGCAGCGCCUUUGUCCCGCAGCGAUCUCCCAAAGGAGCCAUUGUCCUGCCGGGCAGCUGGCACCCUGACUUCAGCCGCGCCGCCGCGGGGCCGGGGCAGCCCGCGACCUCCCGGGACAUCCCGGCCCUGCGCAUCCGCCCGAGCCGCUCCAGCGCCAGCGCAGCUUCCACGCCGAGCUUCAGACAUGGGGAAAACAGACCCGCUGGUACGGUUAUAUCCUUAUUUGCUUUUGCCUUUGGAGUAAAUGUCUGCAUGGGAUUUACAGCAAAUCGGUUUAGGAGAUCUGAAGAAUGGGAUGAGGGCCCGAUGUCAGUCCUGUCAGAUUCCCCCUGGAUCAAUACCUCUGGCUCCUGCAAAAACAGAUGCUUUGAACUUCAAGAGGCAGAGCCUCCUGGCUGCCGCUGUGACAACCUGUGCAAGAGCUACAACAGCUGCUGCUUCGACUUUGAUGAGCUGUGCUUAAAGACAGCUCGGGGCUGGGAGUGUACCAAAGAUCGCUGUGGAGAAACCAGGAAUGAUGACAAUGCUUGUCACUGCUCUGAAGACUGCUUAAGUAGAGGAGAUUGUUGUACUAAUUACCAAGUCGUUUGCAAAGGAGAAACCCACUGGGUGGAUGAUGACUGUGAGGAGAUAAAGGCUCCUGAAUGUCCAGCAGGCUUUGUUCGUCCUCCUCUGAUCAUCUUUUCUGUUGAUGGUUUCCGUGCAUCAUAUAUGAAGAAAGGGAACAAGGUCAUGCCCAAUAUUGAAAAACUGAGAUCUUGUGGAACACAUUCUCCUUACAUGCGACCUGUUUACCCUACAAAAACAUUCCCCAACUUGUACACCCUUGCUACCGGACUCUAUCCUGAAUCACAUGGGAUUGUUGGCAAUUCGAUGUAUGACCCAGUGUUUGAUGCCAGCUUCAGUCUUCGAGGGCGAGAGAAAUUCAAUCACAGAUGGUGGGGAGGUCAACCAAUUUGGAUUACUGCAGCUAAGCAAGGGGUGAAAGCUGGCACGUUCUUCUGGUCUAUUGUCAUCCCCCAUGAGCGCAGAAUAUUAACGAUACUUCAGUGGUUAACCCUUCCAGACAAUGAAAGGCCAUAUGUUUAUGCCUUCUACUCUGAGCAACCUGAUGCUGCUGGCCACAGAUAUGGUCCUUUCAACUCAGAGGAGAGUAGUUAUGGCUCCCCUCUUACUCCGCCUAAGAGACCUAAGAGAAAGCUUCCUCCUAAGAGGAGACAGGAAAGACCAGUUGCAGCUCCAAAGAAAAGAAGAAAAGUACAUAGAGUGGAUCAAUAUUCUACGGAAACUCGUCGGAAGAAAAUGAUGGUGAAUCCCCUGAGAGAGAUUGACAAGACAGUAGGACAACUAAUGGAUGGACUGAAACAGUUGAAACUACAUCGAUGUGUCAAUGUUAUAUUUGUUGGUGAUCAUGGGAUGGAAGACACGACUUGUGAAAGAACUGAAUUUUUAAGCAACUAUCUGACUAAUGUGGAUGAUAUAAUUUUGCUGCCUGGAUCUUUAGGGCGAAUUCGCCCUAGGUCUAGCAAUAACCUAAAGUAUGACCCUAAAAUGAUUGUUGCCAACCUUACAUGUAGAAAGCCUGACCAGCACUUCAAGCCUUACCUGAAACAGCACCUGCCUAAACGCUUGCACUAUGCUAACAACCGAAGAAUUGAGGAUGUCCAUUUACUGGUGGAUCGCAAAUGGCAUGUGGCAAGGAAAGCCAUGGAUGUUUACAAGAAACCAACAGGAAAAUGUUUCUUUCAUGGAGACCAUGGCUAUGACAACAAGAUAAACAGCAUGCAGACUGUCUUUAUAGGUUAUGGCCCUACCUUCAAGUACAAGACAAAAGUGCCUCCUUUUGAAAACAUUGAACUUUACAACGUCAUGUGUGAUCUGCUUGGAUUAAAGCCUGCUCCCAAUAAUGGCACCCAUGGAAGUUUAAAUCACCUGCUGAGAGCCAAUGUUUACAAACCAACUGUGCCAGAUGAAGUUGCUAAACCACUGUAUCCUGUAGCUCUACCUUCUGCGUCAGAUUUUGAUAUAGGAUGUACAUGUGAUGAUAAGAAGAACAAGCUGGAUGAACUCAACAAGCGCUUUCAUGUAAAAGGAACAGAAGACAAGCAUCUUUUAUAUGGACGCCCUGCAGUACUGUACCGCACAAAAUACAAUAUCUUGCAUCACCACGACUUUGAAAGUGGCUAUAGUGAAACAUUCCUGAUGCCUCUGUGGACAUCCUACACUAUUUCCAAACAGGCAGAGGUAUCGGGUGUCCCGGAGCACCUGGCCAGCUGUGUGAGGCCCGACCUCCGCAUUUCUCCAGGAAACAGCCAGAGCUGUGCUGCCUACAGAGGCGACAAGCAGCUCUCCUAUGGAUUCCUUUUUCCUCCUCAAUUAAGUUCCUCUGCAGAAGCAAAAUAUGAUGCUUUUCUAAUAACAAAUAUCAUUCCAAUGUAUCCUGCCUUCAAAAAGGUAUGGAACUAUUUCCAAAGGGUUUUGGUGAAGCGAUAUGCCACUGAACGAAAUGGAGUCAAUGUUAUAAGUGGACCAAUCUUUGACUAUGACUAUGAUGGCUUACAUGACACACCUGACAAAAUAAAACAGUUUGUGGAAGGCAGUGCAAUCCCUGUUCCGACGCAUUACUAUGCCAUCAUAACCAGCUGCUUAGAUUUCACUCAGCCAGCUGACAAGUGUGAUGGACCACUCUCUGUUCUCUCAUACAUCCUUCCCCACCGGCCUGACAACGAUGAGAGCUGCAAUAGCUCAGAGGAUGAGUCAAAGUGGGUUGAAGAUCUCCUUAAGAUGCACACUGCGCGUGUCCGUGACAUUGAACAGCUCACUAGCUUGGACUUCUUCCGAAAGACCAGCCGCAGCUACACAGAAAUCCUCUCCCUAAAGACAUACCUGCAUACGUUUGAAAGUGAAAUUUAGCUUUCUAACCUUACUCAGUGCAUCCUUUUAUCAACUGGUGUAUAUUUUUAUAUUGUUUUUAUAUUUAUUAAUUUGAAGCCAGGACAUUAAAAAUAUUAGUAUUUUAAUCCUGUAUCAAAUCUUAAAUGUUAAACCUUUGUGUCAUUUGUUUUGUUUCUCUUAAUGUUUAAUAUAGGUAUGUCUCUUGGUUGAUUUAGUAGUGCUUGUAAUACUGCAUUUUGAGUCCUUACUCUGAGCUUUUAAGUGGUGCUGCAAGGUUUGAUGCGUGCAUCAAGGAAAUAUUAAUUUCUCAUGCUCCUUUACCACACUUGUAGUCCUGUACUGUGUAUCAAAAUACUGAACAUGUAAAAUUACACUCAUUUACUGAUAACUGUGUGACAGAGAUAUUUAAACACUAUAGGCAAAUAGCAUCUUAAAUAUAAUAAACCACACAUUCAGUUUUUUUAAUGUGUUUUGAUUUCCUUUCACAGGGAUGUUCAGAGGGGCUUGCGGGCAGCUGAGUGCUGACAGAUCUCUUACUGGGUAGAGCCCUUCUCAAGAGCUUAGGUUUUCUGGUAAGAGGAGUGCCAGGGGCCCAGGUGCCCUGCCCUAGUACUCUGCAAUGACACAAAAAAAAAGACACCCACAGCAGUCAUUACUGGUUAGGCUUUGCUAUAGGGGGAGAGCUGGAAUGGGAGGAUGCUUGCUGCCAUGAGCUAGCAGGGGUACCCCAUGCCUGACAUCACUUGGCUCUGCUUCCGAACUGUGGAAAGGAUUUUUUAUAGAAGUCAUAUGUUAUGGAGCAUUAGUGUUAGUGUACCUAGAUGAUGUAAAAGAGAAAUUAUUGUUUAGAAUGCCUUUGAGGCUGAACCCACUAAUGACAUUAUUGUAAAGCCUUCAUUUGGGCUUACACAUUUCCCUCUCUCUAUGAAGUUGUGUCAUUUUUCUCCUUGAGGACUGCAGUUGCUGAAGGGAAGAGGGAAGGGCUGGAAAGCAUCUCAGCCAUGUACACAGAUGAGUACCCAGGCUCUCCUAAGUAAAAUUAAUCUAGUGCAACAGCAACUUGCAUCCCAGUAGCAUCCAUCUAAGAGAAAGCAGUAAACUGGAAUUAAUCAUGUUGACAUAGAUAAUAAAGUUCUUGUAAUCAGACAAAAAUUUAUUAUUCUGUCUGCCUAAUUCUGUUUAAUUUAAUAAAGCGCGAAACUUGAAUACUUUGUAAUACCUCCAGAAUAUUAGGAUGGAAAUUCUAAUAACUGCACAAAGCUACGGGAAACAUCCUAUUCUUGCAACUUAAAAAUUGUCUCUUGUGGUUGUCUGGUAGCACAGAAAUAUUUUCCUGUAAGCUUUCAGCAGGGCUUUUUGCCAUGAUAAACUUUAUGUUCUUACAUGUACUACAAAGGGUAUUUCCUUUGGAUUUAAAAGAACUUUCUCUUAAGACCUAAUUCCUUCAACAUGAACUUUAGUGAUGAUUUAAUGUGGUAGUUCAUAAAAUAAACUAAAGACCACCA
Molecule: messenger RNA, 4610 nt
Organism: Passer montanus (Eurasian tree sparrow)
Lineage: Eukaryota; Metazoa; Chordata; Aves; Passeriformes; Passeridae
Gene: ENPP2
Product: ectonucleotide pyrophosphatase/phosphodiesterase 2
Exons: 26
Coding region: 1-3123 (1040 amino acids)
Biological process (GO): immune response; phosphatidylcholine catabolic process
Molecular function (GO): alkylglycerophosphoethanolamine phosphodiesterase activity; scavenger receptor activity; phosphatidylcholine lysophospholipase A1 activity
Source: RefSeq, a predicted model, not a curated record